AUGAAGUAUUCUUAUCUGGCUUUAGGCGCUGCUGUCUUUGCUGGACAUGCGGCAGCUUUCCCUGCCCUUGCUGAAGAGUAUGCUAAGUUGGCUACUCGGAUUGCGAGUGGAGGGAAACGUCAAGCCGCCUCCCCUGGCUUCAACGCCGCUGCGCAGCGCAUAGAUGUUUCAGGCACACAUGCUUUCGUCCCUCCAGGAAGUGGGGACCAGCGAGGACCAUGUCCUGGACUUAAUGCUUUGGCAAACCAUAAUUAUCUCCCGCACAAUGGCGUUGGGACCAUCCAGCAAUUUAUUCAGGCCACGAACCGAGUGUAUGGGAUGGGUCUGGAUCUCGCAACAUUUCUAGCCACCUUCGGUGCCGUUAUGGCUGGAGAUCUAGUCUCUUGGUCUAUCGGAGGGCCACCAGGCUCAUCAGCUAUCCCUGGCGGCGUACUCGGCCAACCACAGGGCAUAUCGGGCUCCCACAACAAAUACGAGACCGACGGGUCGCCCACACGCGGUGACCUCUACCAAUACGGCAAUAACUUCCUCGUGCAACUGCCGCAGUUUGAAGAAAUGUACAACCUGCAAGCCGGUGUGCCAAAUGACCAAUCGAACUACGAUCUCCCCUUGUUGACCGAGUUCCGUUCGAGCCGCUUCGAGCAGAGCAUUGACAACAACCCCUAUUUCUUCUACGGUCCCUUUUCGGGUGUAGGCGUGCAGCCCGCCGCCUACACCUUCAUCUUCCGUUUUAUGGGGAACAAGAGCGCCGAGAGGCCAGAGGGUCAACUCACUAAGGAAGUACUUAAAUCUUUCUUUGCUAUCAGUGGCACGGAGGGCAACUUCACAUAUACGGCCGGCCACGAACGCAUCCCGGAGAACUGGUACAAGCGCGCCCCCGGCGACGAGUACACCAUUCCCUUCUACCAAAGCGACCUGAACGCCGCUGCCCUCCGACACCCGAAAUUCCUCAUCCCGGGUGGUAACACCGGCGAGACAAACACCUACACGCCAGUGGAUAUCGCGAACCUGACUGGUGGAGUCUACAACGCUCAGAACCUACUCCAAGGCAACAACCUUGCCUGCUUCGCCUUCCAGGCCGGAGCCCAGGCCACGCCGGAUAUCCUGAAGGGCCCGGUGAACGCUGCGCAAGCUGCCGCUGCGAGAGCGAGGGCGAACGCUUUGCUGGCUCCGCUGUUGGAUCGGCUGGGAUGUCCGAGAUUGCAAGAUAUUGAUGAGUCGCAGUUUGAGAAAUAUCCUGGUUAUGAGAAUUGCCCGGAUGGCUGUUCGAGGUAUUAG
Messenger RNA from Coniosporium apollinis CBS 100218, 1278 nucleotides. RefSeq lists its product as uncharacterized. NCBI's taxonomy places the organism in Eukaryota, Fungi, Ascomycota, Dothideomycetes. Gene Ontology annotation, molecular function: peroxidase activity. The record is from RefSeq and is a predicted model, not a curated record. The coding region runs from base 1 to 1278 and encodes 425 amino acids. The transcript is spliced from 5 exons.